This is a messenger RNA of Cephus cinctus (wheat stem sawfly), 1196 nucleotides long. RefSeq names its product PIH1 domain-containing protein 1 (gene PIH1D1). Gene Ontology annotation, cellular component: R2TP complex; cytoplasm; ribonucleoprotein complex. The record is from RefSeq and is a predicted model, not a curated record. Gene Ontology annotation, biological process: rRNA processing; box C/D snoRNP assembly. NCBI's taxonomy places the organism in Eukaryota, Metazoa, Arthropoda, Insecta, Hymenoptera, Cephidae. The coding region runs from base 206 to 1147 and encodes 313 amino acids. The transcript has 7 exons.
AUAAAGGAGAGUGUAAAAUCAUAUAUACUAGUCGAAGUAGACAUUUUUAAAGGGAUCAACGUACAUGUUCGACUCAGCUAGUUUAGCUUUUCACUUUUAAAUUUCAGAAUAGUAUAAAUAUCUAUAAUCUCAUCCUCAUCGACGGACAUCGUGAAAAUUGUAGAAUAUAGUGGGAGAAGAGAGUUAACACUUUUUAAAGAAUACCAUGGCGAAUAAUAUACUACUUGAUAUUGACGAAUCAAUUAUAAACCAAAAUUUAUUAUUAACGGAAAGUAAGGUAGAAGAUGAAUUUACGGAGAUGCUAAAAACUAUGAAUAAACCAGAAAGACCUUCCGUUGUAAUAAAACCGAUACCUGGUGCAUGUGUAAAGACAAAAACAUCCAGUGGUGAGAAGAUAUUCCUAAAUAUUUGUCAAACAACAGAGAUACCACCACCUGAUGAUAUAUCAGAGACAAAAUUGAUUGAAUUAAUGGAAGAUGAGAAUCCAUCUUAUUGUAUUCCAAUGAGCAUUGGACAGGAGAAGACUGAAGUUGAUAAAUCUGGUGCACCGUGUUUGGCUUACGACAUAGCAAUAAAUACAACAUACUUUGAAAAAUCCGAGAAGAGUAGACUCUUUUGGUCUUUUACAAUUGCUGUUAUUAUACAAGGAGUUUCUCAAAAGUUCGACAAGGAUAUUGAAUUAAAAAAUUAUACUGUAUUGAAGAAUCGGAAGGUACUGGGAAGACUGCAAGAUCACCGGAUUGAAAAACGGGAAGUCAAAAAAGCUAUGCGUGCGCCAUUGAUUGAAGAACUCCCUAGCAUAAAUUCUACCUCUGUAUCACAAACCAAAAUAUCUACUUCAAAACCUAUUGAAGAAUCACGCGAAUCAAAGUCACGAGUUACUCCAACACCUGAUUAUAUUAUUUUACGUGAACCAAAGGAAGGAAAGCCGAAGAGACUUAUUGGCAAAUUUAAGAUUAAAAGCUUGAUUUCCGCUGAUGAUAUUGCUGUUGAUGUUGGUGAAGACCGUAUAAUGGUAGAGGCUCGAAAAAUUGGAUAUUUAAUUGACAUCUUUGUGCCUUACUCAAUAGAGCAAGAAAAAGUAUCAGCUAUACUGGACAAAGACGUUGGAAUUUUGCAAUUGAACAUGCCGGUUGCUCAUGAGUAAGUUGUAAUUGUACCAUAAAUUUAAUAUUUAAUAAAAAUUAUUAAAUCUC